Messenger RNA from Drosophila bipectinata, 2079 nucleotides. Lineage: Eukaryota; Metazoa; Arthropoda; Insecta; Diptera; Drosophilidae. The record is from RefSeq and is a predicted model, not a curated record.
GUACUCUGUCCCAUAUAUCUGUGGCAUUUAUACAACCAUGCUGAUAAGGGGGCUGACACUAAAGGUUUCUGCGGUACCUUAUCUUAUCAAAUUCGUUGGCCAUUUCGAGCUGGCCGCUCAAUAACCGCUCGAUGCUCUACCAUUUGACAAACGGCAUCGGAACAGUUGGCCAGUCGCGUUUUGUUGGCCGGCGGAUAGUGCGAAAAAUUAACGGCCAGACUGCAAAAAUAAAAUGACAAAUUCAAGUGGACAAACAGGCCGACGGUUCCUAUGAAAAAAGUGCCAGGUAAACAAUCAACAAAUCAGUAAAUAAACGCGGAAAAAAAUAAUUAAAAGCGGAAACAACGCAACAAAAGUUAAGCCCCUUGGCUGUGAAAGCGCGUUACGAGUAGACGACGAGUAGUUGUGGCCAAAAUGCCGAUGUUACCAACAAUCGAGGAGGAGGGCAAGUUGUCCUGGAUGCGUCUUAUGUGGAAAUACCGCCUUCAGUUCCAGUCCAUGGCCUCUGCUUCAAUUGUGUUUGUCGGAUGUGGCAUGCGCCUGGCCUGGUCAAUUUUCGACACUCCGGCCGGAAAGUUUCUCAACAACAGCAACACCCACAAUCUGAUGAUGAGUUGGUUCAUCGGUGCUGCCCUGGGCGCCAUCCUGGCCGCCCUCUUCGUCCAGCGAGUCACCAAAAAUGUGGCAUAUACUUCCAGUGGCUUCUUGCUCAUCAUGGCUGGGGUUCUGAAUCUGUUCCUGCCUCAGUACUUUCUGGCCGCCUGCUACAGCAGCGUAAGUGUUGGUGCCGCUUAUGGACUGACCCAGACCCAGGCCCUGGUCACGGGGUCGGAGGUGGCCCACAAGUCCAUCCGUGGGAUGCUGCUCAGCUGCGAGCGUGUCUUCCUCUGGCUGGGCGUGUGUGUCCAGGUCUUCUACACCCGAGUGUGGUACAAUCUGAAGCCUUUGGAGACACAGGAAAAUCAUUUGCACAUCGACCAGCUUCACGGGAUGGCGAUGGGUGGCCUGGGACUGGGGGCCGUGAUCCUGGCCCUGGCCCACCGAUUGGAGUCCCCGCUCCUUCUACUACACCAGGAGCGGGAAAUGGCUGUGGGUGAAACUCUGAAGGCCCUGCACGGGCAGUCCAGCACGGAGCUAGUGCGCCUGCGGGAGGAUUGCCGGCAGCUGCACAGUGCCCGGGACUGGGAGCGGUUCGUGGAGGACCCCGAGGAGACAGCAGUGGCAUCCGUCACUUGGCGGAAGUGGGCCAGGCGAGUGAUGCCCUUCUUCAAGGUUCUGCUGCUGCGCUGCUUUGCCACCCUGGCCGUUUCCUUGAGCUACAACCGAGCCUUCCUGGUGGUCAGCUGGCAUGGACUGGAGUGCGACAUGAACUGCCUGUACUGGCUGGCGUUUGCAGGACUCGUGGGCAGCGUCCUCGGAGCCUUCAUAGUCGACUGGCAAGGGCGCAGGAAGCUCUGCUCCUUGUCCCUCUUCCUGGCCGGCAUUGUGAUCGUGAUGGUGGGCGGAGUUUUUGAGCAUCUAGAGUCCGUUAUGAAAACCUACUACGACAUCAAUCUGCAGGCCAUUGCCUUCCUUAUGCUGCUCUUUGAGGUCAUAGUCUCAGGGGGCGUGGCAGUGCCCGCCCUGAUUUACACAGCCGAGGCGUUCAGCAUCGCCCACAAGGCGAGGUGCCUGGCCGGCAUCCUCAUACUGGAGCAGCUGCUGCAGCUGGGCCUUCUCCUGGCCGUCUUCGAGCACUGCGUCACCGUAUCCAUAUUCUUCUUUACGAUCGGUGGUCUCAGCUUUAUAAUCGGAGUAAUGGUGUUUAUAUUUAUGCCCGAAACCAAACAGCUGACACUCUACGAGUGCCUGAUCCAGUUCAAGAAAGUUCCUUGAGUGUACCUUCCAUUAUCUAUAGCUGUGUGUUAUCUAUUUCUAAUUGUGUGAGUGUUAAUUAGUGUCCUUAUCUCUACUUCAUUUAUUUUAUAACAAUUUAAUUGUGCCCUCAUAAAAUUAAUGAGUUCUUAGGCAUUUAUAUAAGAUACAAGAGCAACGUGAAUUUUUAUCCAACAUAGUAAAAUAUAAGUAUACUUAAUAUCU